Molecule: messenger RNA, 1171 nt
Organism: Anopheles bellator
Lineage: Eukaryota; Metazoa; Arthropoda; Insecta; Diptera; Culicidae
Product: RNA-binding protein squid-like
Exons: 1
Coding region: 210-1151 (313 amino acids)
Biological process (GO): regulation of gene expression
Cellular component (GO): nucleoplasm
Molecular function (GO): RNA binding
Source: RefSeq, a predicted model, not a curated record
GUGGUGUGGAACGCGCUUGUAGACGAGCUGUGAAAGGGUUUUUUCUAGCCGGACGCUACUUUUGCAGGUAAUUGGCAACGAUCACGCCAAGCCAAAGGAAGUGAAAGAUAUAACGGUGGCGGCAAUUUGUUCCCGCAUUAACUUCAUAGUUUAGAUAAAGCCCAUCGCCGCUACCCAAACAAUCAAGCGACAAGCUUAACCGAAAAAAGAUGGCAGACGCAAGCGACGCCGAGAUGCAUGAUGCUGGGCAAAACCCCGUCGGAAAUGGGAACAAUCAGCAGGACUCGGAUCAAGCUGCGCAUGAAUCAAACAACGCAGCUAACGGAGGAAACAGUUCCGAAGCCAGUGACGACCGAAAAUUAUUCGUUGGCGGGCUUAGCUGGGAAACAUCAGACUUAGAACUGAAGAAACAUUUCAGCACUUACGGCGAAAUCGAAAAUGUAAAUGUAAAGACGGACCCGAACACGGGACGAUCCCGCGGCUUCGCUUUUAUUGUCUACAAAAGCGCUGACGCCAUAGAGAAGGUGAUUUCGGCGGGUGAUCAUAUCAUCAAUAACAAAAAGGUCGAUCCAAAAAAAGCGAAGGCACGCUACGGGAAAAUUUUCGUCGGAGGCCUAACGACGGACAUCAGUGACGAGGAGAUAAAGACAUUCUUUGGCCAGUUCGGGAAUAUCGUCGAGGUGGAGAUGCCAUUUGACAAACACAAGAACCAACGGAAAGGCUUCUGCUUCAUCACAUACGACUCCGAGAAAGUGGUAAACGAGGUUUUGAAAACACCGAAGCAAACCAUCUGCGGCAAAGAAGUGGACGUAAAGAAAGCUACACCCAAGCCGGAGGGCGCGAACACACCGAUGGGCGGCCGAGGGGGUAUGCGCGGAAUGCCACCCCGAGGAAUGCGAGGAGGUCGCGGGGGACCGGCCGGUAGCUAUGGCCAAGGCUGGGGCGGGCCAGGCUACGGAGGCUACGGUUACGGCCAGGGAUAUGGUGGUGGGUACAAUGACUACGGGUAUGGCGAUUACGACGGAGAUUACAUGAAAGGAGGACGUCCGGGUGGUCCGAGAGGGGGCAAAGGAGGCGUUGGUGGCUACGGUGGAGGGAAACAGAGAGGUGGUGGAGGCGGUGGUCGUCAGCCGCGCCACACGCCGUACUAACUUGGAGUAAAUAAAACAUC